AGACCUCUUGCUGCAGGGAAGAUUCAUCCCUGGGCCAGACUGUGCCAGUACCAACAAGUUUAAAGCCUGAGCAGAUGGGACAGCUCUGGAGUAAGGGCAGAUGGACACUUGCCCUGGUCAGUGGCAGAGGCAAGGAGCUUGCAGACCUCCACCUCCCACCACUUUUCACCGGAGAGGGAACUGUGGAUGUGUUGGAAAAGCUUCUCUCUCCCCGAUGCAAGAAGCCCCUCAGUGGCUGAACACUGUAUAAACAGCAGCAGCAGGCUCCCUCCCCUUUUCCAUUUCUGUUUGUUAAACACACGCUCCCUGCCUUUCUGUCAUUCAAGAGCUAACCCAGCAUCCAGCUUUGCGAUACGGGGGCUGUCAGUCACCCUGCAAGAGGGUGCUCUCCAGAUGCUCAGGGUUGUACUGAAGCUACCCCCAGCGAUGAAGCACCCUCCAGCAGCUUGGAUCCUCACCUGACUUCCUCACUUUUCCGAGGACAGUCACAGAAAAGUGCUUUUCACCCCUUUGCCACAGGUUGCCUCCCAGAGAGUGGAGAGGACCAAGUGCUUCAUCCCGGCCAGCAAUGAGGCAAUAACUUGAGGUGAGCAGCUCGGUUCCUGGAGGAGGAGGAUGCUCUGGCCUUUGCAGACCUCCUUCACCUCCUGACAGAAAGUCUCAGGCCACGCAUGGGACCAUUGGAGGGAGCCAACAGCACUCUCACCAUGGAGAAGACAGCGUUGGAGGAGAAGCUGCCACAGGGCUGGCAUGCCAAGGACUUUGUCACUCCUAGCCAGGAUCUCUCUGGGUCGCGCAGUGUUAUGAUGGACAGCACCAAGAUCCUGGGGGUGCAGGUUGUUCUGAUUGCUGCCUACUCCCUCAUCAUUCUGCUGGGGUUCAUAGGCAACUCCUUGGUCAUUUACAUCAUAGUGAAGUACAAGACCAUGAGGACUGUCACCAACUUCUUCAUAGCUAACCUGGCCCUGGCAGAUCUCAUGGUGGACACACUCUGUCUGCCCUUCACCCUGGUCUACACGCUGCUGGAUGAGUGGAAGUUUGGGGCUGUUCUUUGUCAUCUGGUUCCUUAUGCUCAGGCUCUGAGUGUCCAUGUGUCCACUCUCACCCUAACUGUGAUUGCCCUGGAUAGGUAUCGGUGUAUUGUUUUCCACCUGGACAGCAGGAUUUCCAAGAGGCUCAGCUUCACCAUCAUUGCUGUCAUGUGGCUAGCAGCAGCUGUGCUGGCAGGUCCUCUGGCCAUCUUCAGAGAGUACCGAUAUGAGGAAAUCCCAUCCAUCAACCUCAAAAUGGCUGUCUGCUCGGAAAAAUGGCCUUCUGGCAAUAACAGAGAUGCCACCAUCUACAGCCUGUCCAUGCUCCUCCUGCAGUAUGUCCUUCCCCUUGCAAUUAUUUGUUUUGCCUACACCAGGAUCUGGUUCAAGCUGAAAAACCAUGUCAGCCCUACUUCUAGGAAUGAAAACCAGUGCCGGAGGAGGAAGACUACCAAAAUGCUAGUGAUGGUAGUUGUAGUAUUCGCAGUCUGUUGGCUCCCCUUCCACAUAUUCCAGCUUGCCAUUGAUCUUGAUCUGGUCCUUAUCUUCCAUGACUACAAACUGCUGUACACUGUUUUCCAUGUCGGUGCCAUGUGCUCUACAUUUGUCAACCCCCUGCUCUACGGAUGGAUGAACAAGAACUACCGGAACGGCUUCCUCAUGUUCUUCCGUUGCCAGAACAAACCAGAAAGCAUCCACACUGAAGGCUCUGUUAGAGGGAGGUCGUACAUCUUCAGGGCCAGCACCCUAAAUGGGAGCAUCAAACAGACUCCUGGCAAUGUACCACUGCCCACAGAGGUUUAGGGAUGGGACACCCACCUCCAGGACUGAGGCUGACUGAGCCCAGAGACAUUCCUGUGUGAAUGCCUUUUUUUGGCAGAGCAUUGUGUUGCCAGAACAUUAUAGCUACUGCAGGCACGUAGAAGCACCCCCUGUAUCUCGCAAAACAAUAAACCUGAUAUAUUUCUGUCUGACCAAACAAAUGAA
Neopsephotus bourkii (Bourke's parrot) is the source of this 2018-nucleotide messenger RNA. Its product is annotated as neuropeptide Y receptor type 2-like. Gene Ontology annotation, molecular function: neuropeptide Y receptor activity. Lineage: Eukaryota; Metazoa; Chordata; Aves; Psittaciformes; Psittacidae. The record is from RefSeq and is a predicted model, not a curated record. Gene Ontology annotation, biological process: G protein-coupled receptor signaling pathway. The transcript has 2 exons. Gene Ontology annotation, cellular component: membrane. Bases 672 to 1835 code for a protein of 387 amino acids.